UCUUUCCCACGUCGCUUGCGUCCUGGAGGUGCUACAUACUGCGCAUGCGUACGCGACUCCGGUCUUUUUCCCCCUAGCGCGGCCGACUCUGCAGGUCUGCGUGGAGCCGCAGUUGCGGGUCUCUGUUCCGCAGGAUGGGGUUCGUGAAAGUUGUCAAGAAUAAGGCCUACUUUAAAAGAUACCAAGUGAGAUUUAGAAGGCGGCGAGAGGGUAAAACUGACUACUAUGCACGGAAACGAUUGGUGAUCCAGGACAAAAAUAAGUACAACACACCGAAAUACAGGAUGAUAGUUCGUGUAACGAACAGAGACAUCAUCUGCCAGAUUGCAUAUGCCCGUAUAGAAGGGGAUAUGAUCGUCUGUGCAGCAUAUGCACAUGAACUUCCAAAAUACGGUGUGAAAGUUGGCCUGACAAACUAUGCUGCAGCCUAUUGCACUGGCCUGCUGCUGGCCCGCAGGCUUCUGAAUAGGUUUGGCAUGGACAAGAUCUAUGAAGGCCAAGUGGAGGUGAAUGGAGACGAGUACAAUGUGGAAAGCAUAGACGGUCAGCCUGGUGCCUUCACUUGCUAUCUGGAUGCGGGUCUUGCCCGAACUACAACUGGCAAUAAAGUUUUUGGCGCCCUGAAGGGAGCUGUGGAUGGAGGCUUAUCUAUCCCCCAUAGUACCAAACGAUUCCCUGGCUAUGACUCUGAAAGCAAGGAGUUCAAUGCAGAGGUGCACCGGAAGCACAUCAUGGGUCAGAAUGUGGCAGACUACAUGCGCUACCUGAUGGAGGAGGAUGAGGAUGCGUAUAAGAAACAGUUCUCUCAGUACAUCAAGAACAACGUGACUCCAGACAUGGAGGAGAUGUAUAAGAAAGCUCAUGCUGCUAUCCGAGAGAAUCCAGUCUACGAGAAGAAGCCCAAGAGAGAAGUGAAGAAGAAGAGGUGGAAUCGUCCCAAAAUGUCUCUUGCCCAGAAGAAAGACCGGGUUGCUCAAAAGAAGGCAAGCUUCCUCAGAGCUCAGGAACGGGCUGCUGAAAGCUAAAGCCAUUUUCUAUGAAGAUUUUUUCAUAAAGACAAUAAACAUUGAUCAAAGCA
Rattus norvegicus (Norway rat) is the source of this 1078-nucleotide messenger RNA. The record is from RefSeq and is a predicted model, not a curated record. Lineage: Eukaryota; Metazoa; Chordata; Mammalia; Rodentia; Muridae.